ACCGCCGAGCCUCUUCUUCUUCCCUUCAGCCAUUUUGAUCAGUGUCGCGGAGAGAAACUGUCUGGAAAAGGUGUGAUCCCGGUGGAGAUGUGGGACCAGGGAGGACAGCCGUGGCCGCAGUGGCCCCUGAGCCAGCAGCAGUGGAUGCAGUCUUUCCAGCACCAGCACGACCCAGGUCAAGUGGACUGGGCUGCUCUGGCACAGGCUUGGAUAGCCCAGAAGGAGUCGACGGGGCCCCAGCAGCCCAAUGUUCAGCCCAGCAUCCCGCCAAGCAUCCAACCCAGCAUCCAACCCAGCAUCCAACCCAGCAUCCAGCCCAGUAUCCAGCCCAGCAUCCCGCCCAGUAUCCAGCCGAGCAUCCCGCCCAGCAUCCCCCCCAGCAUCCCGCCCAGCAUCCAGCCUAAUGGCCAGGAAAUCCCAGGCAUCGAGCCUGUUGGGCCGAGUAAUCACGGAUCCUUCCAGGGGGACCCAGCGUUUGGCAGAAUGUGGCAGCCAGAGUGGGGAAUGCAUGGUCAGCCCCCUCCUCCUCCUCCACCCCCUGACCAGGCCUGGAUCCCUCCAGGGUCAGGACCAAUGGAUGUGGUGAACCCCAGCGAGGACAGCAACAGCCAGGACAGCGCGGAGUUCAACUCUGAAUCCCACGGGGUUUAUCCCCAGAACAGCCAUGGGUAUGGGGCACAGCCCGACAGCUACGCCAUGGCCCCCAUGGCCAUGAACCAGUUUGAUUAUCAGCAUGGAGCUGCCUCAUCCUUCGCCCCCACUGCCACAGGAUUUCACUCCCCGUACUGGCAGGGUCCUCCACAGAACAGAAGAGAUGCUCGCCCGCCGGGGUUCAGGGACCGGCCCAGAUCCCCCAUCCAGCUUCCUGUCAAGCCCGAGGCUCCAGCAACGCUGGAUGCAGUAAAAAGACGCACUCUGCCCGCCUGGAUCAGAGAGGGUCUGGAAAAGAUGGAUCGGGAGAAGCAGAAGAAGCUGGAGCAGGAACGAAUGGCAAAGGAGCGUGCAGAAAUGUCAAUAGACAAUGGCAAAGAGCAGGAGCCCGAUGAAGAAGGGGAUGGGCCACGUGUGCCCCGCAAGAGUAAAUUUGACAGUGACGAUGAGGGAAACGAUGACAUUGACACCGAAGAGAUAUCCAUCAAAAGAGAAUUUACCGUCCAGUCCCCAUCGCCGCCUGCAGAAGACAGCGAGCCUGAAAUGACUGAGGAGUUGAAGGAAGAGCUGCUGAUGGUGAUCACAAAAACUCUUCUGACAGAGAUCCUUCUCACAGUCACCAAUGAAGAAAUCCUGAAUGUGGCCAGAGAGACUCACAGGAAAGCCACUCGAGCUCCUGCAAAACAGCUGGCACAGUCAAGUGCACUGGCUUCUCUGACUGGUCUCAGCGGGCUUGGUGACUAUGGUUCAGAUGAAAGCGAGGAAGAGGACGGCCGCAGCGCCCGAGGUUCUGAAUCCUCCGACACAGAUGAGGAAGAGCUGCGCCACCGCAUCCGUGAGAAGCAGGAUGCCUUCCGCCGCAAAGAGCGAGAGAUCCAACUGCUUCAAGAAAAACAAGCACAUGAAGCUCUGCUUGCACGUGAAGAAAUGGCGAAGGAGAGAUUGAGCAGAGAAAAGGUGGACUAUGAUGAGGAUCAGUUAGAAACUCCACACAAACAGGAAGUGAAGGACAAGGAGCCCGAGCCGUCGGUAGACAGGCGUAGGUCCCGCAGUGAGAGGGAGAGCAGUGAGACCAAGCAGUCAGGGAGAGCCAAGGAGCGGUCAGGCCGAGCUGCUAGCGAUUCCCCCACCAACAACCGCAGCAGCAGCUCCUCCUCCACCUCCAGCCACAGCAGCUCCCACUCAUCCUCAUCCUCAUCCUCUUCCUCACCCUCCUCGCGUAGCUCCUCCCGCUCUUCUUCUCCCAGAAGGAAAAGAAGGCGUAGCCGCUCUUCGUCCCACAAGGCCCGCCGGCGAAGCCGCAGCCACAGCUCUCACCGGCACCGUAGUGAGAAGGACAGGGAAAGGAGGAGGAGCAGUGCGGAGCGAUCGGGCCGCUACAAGAAAGAGCGCAGUGUUUCCCGCGAGCGUAGGAGUCGCAGGAGUAGAUCCAGGUCCAGAGAUAGAGGCAGGGCCAGAGCCAGAGACAGCCGCAGUCGCAGCCGAGACAGAGCGAGGGAGAAAGAGAGGAAAAGGAGCCGCGAGCGCAGGGAGAGCAGCCCCAGUCGUAGCAGCAAACACAAACAAAAAGCCUCCAGCAGGGAUAGGGAGAGGAGGAGAGACAGGAGUCGGAGCUUAGACAAAGACAAGAAGAAGAAAGACAAGGAUAAGGAUCGUGAAAAAGAUGCCGAUAGAAAGAAAGAAAAGCCCAAGGCUAAAGAGAAGGAGAGGGAAAAGGGAAGCUCUGUUGGCACAGAGGAAAAUGGCAAAUCCAAGAAAAGGAAAACGAGUGACUCGUGUACCGAAUCCCAGAGUGACAGGCGCUCUCGACAAGAUAGUAAAUCUAGCAAGAAGAGCUCCAGUAAAACGAGCAAGAAGCGCUCAGACUCUGACUCUAGUAGAUCCCCCACCCCCGAGGUUAGCAAGGAAAAAAAAUCUAAGAAAUCCAAACGUAGUCGCUCAAGGUCGACGGAAAAAUCUCACAAGUCUGGUAAGAAGGCAAGCCGCAAACACAAGUCUAAGUCGCGAUCAAGGUCAGCGUCCCCCUCCCACCGUAGCAGACGCUGAGGAGCACAGUUGACAUCUGGAUCUGUGCGCUUUAACCAUUUUAAAUUCCAUGAGUUGAGCAGGCUUGUCUCAUUAUAGAGGCAGUUGUGUAGGUGAACACCCCCCUCAUCCAUCUCUCUUCUUGUAAAUAUGUUUUUAUUUUUCAAAGUGUGACUGAAGAACAAGACAUUUUGAAUGGUAGGAGUUUUCAUUAUACAAAGUUUAAUCGGACACUAAAAACUGAAGUUGUAUCAUUUUAAAACGUGACAGGAUUACCCUCCCACCAGACACUCAUUGUUGUAAGAUAUCUAAUAAAACUGUUUGUUCAUUGA
Messenger RNA from Cololabis saira (Pacific saury), 3008 nucleotides. RefSeq names its product PNN-interacting serine/arginine-rich protein (gene pnisr). NCBI's taxonomy places the organism in Eukaryota, Metazoa, Chordata, Actinopteri, Beloniformes, Belonidae. Gene Ontology annotation, molecular function: RNA binding. The record is from RefSeq and is a predicted model, not a curated record. Bases 88 to 2697 code for a protein of 869 amino acids. The transcript is spliced from 12 exons. Gene Ontology annotation, cellular component: presynaptic active zone; nuclear speck.